Messenger RNA from Mugil cephalus (flathead mullet), 1418 nucleotides. RefSeq names its product Ras-related and estrogen-regulated growth inhibitor-like protein. The record is from RefSeq and is a predicted model, not a curated record. Lineage: Eukaryota; Metazoa; Chordata; Actinopteri; Mugiliformes; Mugilidae. The coding region runs from base 61 to 723 and encodes 220 amino acids. The transcript is spliced from 4 exons. Gene Ontology annotation, molecular function: GTP binding; GTPase activity.
GGACAUCCAGACCCUGGACCUGCUGCUCUGAUCCUGAUCCUGGUCCUGAUCCUGAUCCUGAUGGUGGUGCAGGAGAGAAGCCGAGUGGAGGCGAUGGAGGGAAACCAGCAGAGGGUGGAGGUCAACGUCCUCCUCCUGGGGGCCCACGGCGUGGGGAAGUCCGCUCUCACCGUCAGAUUUCUGACCAGAAGAUUCAUCGGCGAAUAUGGAGACAUAGAGACGAUUUACAGUCGCGUCGACAGAAUCGAUGGUCAGGAAAUCUGCUUCAACAUCUGGGACACUCAGUUUAACCAGGGCGACCAGACGUUCCCGCUCAGUGACAAACAGCUGCAUUGGGCCGACGGCAUCAUCCUCGUCUACGACAUCUGUGACCGCUGCAGUUUCGUGUCCGUGCAGCAGCAGCUGCAGCAGAUCCGCCGACGCCGGAAGUCCUCAUCGUCGGCCUCUGGCCCCGCCCCCGCUGUCGUCGUCGUGGGCAACAAGCGCGACCUGCGGCGCCAUCGCAGCGUGUCCGGCGAGGAGGGCCGGCUGCUCGCCAUGUCGCAGCGCUGCAGCUUCUUCGAGGUGUCGGCGGCCGAGACGUACCACGGCGUCCUGCUGGUCUUCCACCGCCUGGUGGACCUGGUCCGGGAGGGACGGGCGCUGAGGAAGAGCAACGGCGGCGGCGUCCGUGGAAUCGUCAGGAGCGUUUCCGCCGUGUUCGCCAAGAAACGGGCCGAGUAGACGUGGACGUUUGUUUCAGAGGUCGGAGACCAGAAGGACUGAGGUCAGGUCGAAUUAAAGGGGGUCAGAGAAAAGUCGGACGAGUGUUUCAGAGCAAAGAGGGCGACAGAGUAUCUCCACGGCAACGGGAAGUUUGGUUCAUGAUCUUCAGAGGAUGAAGCCUCAAGACCUUACUAUGGACAUACAGCCACAAGUUUACUUCCUCAUUUCCUUCUCUACUUCCUCUAGUCCUUCCCUACCUCCUUCGUUACUUCCUCCUCCUCAAUCCUCUUUCUUCUCUUCUUCCUCCAUCUGUCAGGAGGUCUUCAGAGAUCCUGUUCUUCUGUCAUGUGGCCACAGCUUCUGUAAAUUCUGAUACAGUCAUUACACCAGUGUCCAUUUCCUCCUCUACUCCCUUCUUUCCUUCUGUAUUUCCUCCAUUUCCUCCUCUACUUCCUCCAUUUCCUCCUAAAACCCGGGGAACAAAGUGAAUCCGUGUGUUUGAAUCCUGAGGGUUGAUGAUGUGACUCCUACAGAGUCGAACUUCCUGGUCACAGGUUUUAUUAAAUUUAGACAUUAAAUGUAAAACUGUGUUGUUUUUUUUAGGGAUCUGACUUAAACGUAUUUUAAUGUUUGUGUUUAAUCCUGUUCCUGUAAAUAAAUCUGUAUUUAUUUGUGUUGUACGGUUUGAAUUAAAACCUGAUGAAGAGAGUGAA